GACGAAAUAAUUUAUGAUGCAAUGAAUCUGCAGACGAAAAUUACGAAAGAACAACAGUCUUGUGAGAGAGAUCAGAUAGAUUUUUACAUUUCUAAACGAUUCUACCGUUAAUUUAUAGGAUAACUUGAAUAAACGUCAUUCUAGUUUACGUUAGGUAGAAAACUAUAUCAAGAAAACGCAUAUCUCCCUCGUCCUACUUGUGCAUUUCGUAUUAGCCUACUUGUACUUAUCCAUAGCUUCAUCUGCCAGUGCCAGUCAUCAGAUAGUGGUUAAACAGUAAUCAUAUCAUUUGCGAGAAUUCACUUAUUAUCUUUCUGUCUUGUCAGCAAAAUAUUCAAAAACCUAAUUUAACAACAGUAUUCUGAUUUACUGCAUUUCAAAAUCUAAACCAAAAAAGUGUAACCUUCACAAGUUCCUUAAAGAAUUAAGAAUGUCCUUUUUUUCUCAGUUAGCUUCUGCUGUUGCCACAAAUUUGGUUAAUUCUCUGACUUCCUCCGGUAUAACAGAUCCUGUUAAAGUCACAGAAGUUUCCUCGUCUUCAUUAAUAACUAGAAAUGUUUGUAAAAGAGACCAAUGUUUAGUAUUGUAUGGAAAGGGUGCGAGUGUUAAUGCUGCUGGUUUUGAGUUGAUCAUGACAGGUAGUAGGGAUAAACUUUUCAGCCUUUGCAGGUCUUCAGAAGAAACAUUUGUGGAGCAUCAUUUUCAAAUGGCUAGAGAUAAACUGCCAUACCUAUUGAAAAUAUCAGUAGAGCUGUGUAUGCUACCCCAACUUCAAGAAGUCUGGUCUCUUAUAAUUGUUAAUCCAUGUUGGACUGCUGCACAUAUUGUUGCCUAUUAUGGUCUGCAAGAUGGCCUCAAGGAUCCUUCACUUUCCGCUCUGCUUUGCCUUUGUGACGAGUCUACUGGAAUGACGCCAAUGCAUGUGGCAGCAAAAAGUGGGAAAGCAGAGUUCGUGAAAGCUGUAAUAAGUAGUACCAUGUCCGAAAAUGUGCAGUUUGAUGCAAGAGAUCGUAAAGGAAAUACUGUGUAUCACUACGCCGCAACAGCAAACAAAGAAACAAUUGAGGCUUUAGGUUUUUGCACUUUACAAGGAAUGAUCAACUCUAAAAACGAAGAAAAUCAAACGCCGCUCCAUCUAGCCUGCCUAGCGGAUAAACCGGAUAAUGUUAAAGCUCUCAUAGCAGCAGGGGCGAAUGUCAACGCAUCUAGCAAUGAUGAAGGUUCCAUCGUUCAAACUGCUGUCGCCACUAGUUUCGCGUGUGCAAAAGAAAUUCUAACAGCUUUCCCUAAUCAACUUCACGUCAAAGAUAUGAAAAAUGGAGGCACACCGUUACAUUGGGCUACGACGAAAGAAGUGGUUAUGGCCCUUGUAGAGCUCGGUUGUAGCAUUGAUGCUCGCAACUUUAGUGGCCACACUGCCUUGCAUGUUAUGGUACAAAGAGAUCGGUUUGAGUGUGUUGUUGCUCUUUUGAGCUGUGGAGCAGAUCCAAAUUUAGUCGAUUCUACUGGCAAUUCACCUCUUCAUUUAGCAUCUAGCUCUGCAAGUCUGCUGAUAGUUCAGGCAUUAAUAGCAUUUGGUUCUAAUGUGAACAUGCUGAAUGAUCAAGGCGAGUCUCCGCGCCAUUUAGUUGUUGGGAUGCGUUCCAGUAAUGCUCCACAGUAUCUGUACUGUGUCCACGCUGUUGGCGCAAAACGCUGUUCCCAGAAAAUGCCAAAAUGCGGAGACGGGUGCAGUCCUACUGGAAAAGAUGAUGGGCAAUCUUCCGGGGUAGACCAAAUACCUCGAACGCGUUAUCUGUUCGACGCCAUGCUUCAUCAAGUGUGUCAACAUUCAGCAAGUGCUAAUCAAGGAUCGAAAUCAAGUAUUGGCGGACGCAUCUUGUGUUUGGAUGGCGGUGGGAUACGUGGAUUGAUCCUAAUUCAAAUGUUAGAGGCAUUGGAAACCAUUCUUGGAGGGCCCGUAAUCAAACAUUUUGAUUGGAUAUCUGGAACUAGUACUGGCGGAAUUCUUGCCCUAGCUUUGUGUUGUGGCAAAUCUAUUUACGAAUGUAAAUCGAUGUAUUUUCGAUUUAAGGACCAAGUUUUUAUUGGCAAAAGACCUUACAACGCUGAUCAUUUGGAGGGUUUUCUGAGAACUGAAUUCGGUGAUCGUACUAUGGCUGAUAUUACUGGCCCCAAGUUGAUGGUCACAGCGGUCAUAGCGGAUACGAUUCCUGCUGAUCUCCAUAUCUUUCGUAAUUAUACGUCACCACAAGAUUUGUUAAGCAUACCCGAAGUAAUUAAAUCUAAAAAAGCUGAAGAUCAAAUGGUUUGGCAAGCUGCACGUGCUUCAGGAGCGGCACCAACAUAUUUCAGAGCUUUUGGCUCUUUUCUUGAUGGUGGCUUGAUUGCAAAUAAUCCGACUUUGGACGUAUUGACGGAAAUACAAGAAUACAACUCGGUUAUGAACGCUCUAGGUGCGGGUAGUUCCGUUCAGCCUAUGCUAGUUGUGUCUUUCGGAACAGGGUGCAAACCAACUGAACAGGUGAAUACGAUUGAUGUCUUUCGUCCAGAAAGUCUGAUUGAUGCUGCCCGCUUGGCAUGGGGUGCGUCCGCCUUUGGGAAGUUAUUGGUUGAACAGGUGACCUCUACGGAUCGAAGGGUUGUAGAUCGGGCAAGAAGCUGGUGUAGCAUGAUCGGAUGUGCGUAUUUUCGUCUUUCUCCGUGCUUAGAGAAAGACAUUGCGCUAGAUGAAACUCGAAACGAUCAAUUGAUCCCAAUGCUUUGGGAGACAAAAGCUUUCAUUCACAGUCAUUCGGCUGACUUUAAAAGAAUCGCACAGUUGCUUAAGAACUAGGUACCUGGUACCAUUUGUGUCAUUCUUUUCCUAUUUCUUCCUUAACUUAACAUUGAAAACGACAAUUAGAUCGGAUAGUUUGUUUUGCUUUAUAAGUCUCUCUUUACAUAAAUUUACGGCGGCACAAUACAUGUUCUGUAUUUGAA
This is a messenger RNA of Daphnia pulicaria, 2982 nucleotides long. It is a transcript of the gene iPLA2-VIA, whose product is annotated as 85/88 kDa calcium-independent phospholipase A2-like. The coding region runs from base 431 to 2836 and encodes 801 amino acids. Gene Ontology annotation, biological process: positive regulation of ceramide biosynthetic process; lipid metabolic process. Gene Ontology annotation, molecular function: protein binding. NCBI's taxonomy places the organism in Eukaryota, Metazoa, Arthropoda, Branchiopoda, Diplostraca, Daphniidae. The record is from RefSeq and is a predicted model, not a curated record. Gene Ontology annotation, cellular component: mitochondrion. The transcript has 14 exons.